GCGCAAAUCCGCCCUGUGCGAUGUGCGUUUCGGCAUUCGACGCGUAAGACGAGCCGUGAAACUCGCUCGACCGCAUGUUCGUUUCGUUCCGUUGGCUCGUCGGACGCGUAGAGAGGUGAUUUCGCUGCGUGGAAGAUCGAUCGUAGCGGGUGACUCGAUCGAUUCGAUCGCGUAGCAGGGCACGAGUAGGUGCGAGGACCGGGGGAGCUGUGCGAGAAGUGCGCCGCUAGUUGGUCGCCGCGGCCAUUACACACGUACGAGCGGCCCGAGGGCGAGCAUCGCGCGACGUGAUCGCAAUCGGCUCUCUCAGUUCCCAUUUCGUCUCGGACGUGAUCGAGUUCGUGACCGAUCUUCCUUCCAGUACGUUCCUACGAUACGGGUUUCGCGCCGAUUCCGAGUUUGGUUGACGAGGUAAAAUCUAGAGCGUCGGCAUGGGUAAGGAGAAGAUUCAUAUUAACAUCGUGGUGAUCGGCCACGUCGAUUCCGGCAAGUCGACCACCACCGGCCAUCUGAUCUACAAGUGCGGCGGCAUCGACAAGCGAACGAUCGAGAAGUUCGAGAAGGAGGCGCAGGAGAUGGGCAAGGGUUCGUUCAAGUACGCCUGGGUGUUGGACAAGUUGAAGGCCGAACGCGAACGCGGCAUCACGAUCGAUAUCGCCCUGUGGAAGUUCGAGACGGCCAAGUACUACGUGACCAUCAUCGACGCGCCUGGUCAUCGCGACUUCAUCAAGAACAUGAUCACCGGCACCAGCCAGGCGGACUGCGCGGUGCUGAUAGUGGCGGCAGGUAUCGGCGAGUUCGAGGCCGGCAUCUCCAAGAACGGUCAAACGCGCGAGCACGCGUUGCUCGCGUUCACCCUGGGCGUGAAGCAGCUGAUCGUCGGCGUGAACAAGAUGGACAUGACCGACCCGCCGUAUUCGGAGUCCCGUUUCGAGGAGAUCAAGAAGGAGGUCUCGUCGUACAUCAAGAAGAUCGGCUACAACACCGCGUCGGUGGCGUUCGUACCGAUCUCCGGCUGGCACGGUGACAACAUGCUGGAACCGUCGCCAAAGACCGCGUGGUACAAGGGGUGGAAAGUGGAGCGCAAAGACGGCAACGCCGACGGGAAGACCCUGAUCGAAGCCCUUGACGCUAUACUGCCGCCGUCCAGACCCACCGACAAGGCUCUCCGUCUACCGCUUCAGGACGUUUACAAGAUCGGUGGCAUCGGCACCGUGCCGGUCGGUCGCGUCGAGACUGGAAUUCUGAAACCAGGUAUGCUGGUGACGUUCGCUCCGGCGGCGCUGACCACCGAGGUGAAAUCGGUGGAGAUGCACCACGAGGCGUUGACGGAGGCAUUGCCCGGCGACAACGUCGGCUUCAACGUGAAGAACAUCUCGGUGAAGGAGCUGAGGCGUGGCUACGUGGCGGGCGAUUCGAAAAAUCAGCCGCCGCGAGGGGCCGCGGACUUCACCGCUCAGGUGAUCGUCCUCAACCAUCCCGGACAGAUCAGCAACGGGUACACGCCUGUGCUCGACUGCCACACCGCUCAUAUCGCCUGCAAGUUCGCCGAGAUCAAGGAGAAGUGCGACCGCCGUACCGGGAAAACCACCGAGGAGAAUCCGAAGAGCAUCAAGAGCGGCGACGCUGCGAUCGUGAUGCUCCAGCCGACUAAACCGAUGUGCGUCGAGGCUUUCCAGGAAUUCCCGCCCCUGGGACGUUUCGCCGUUCGCGACAUGCGUCAGACUGUCGCCGUGGGCGUCAUUAAGAGCGUCACCUUUAAAGAUACGCAGGGCAAGGUUACAAAGGCCGCCGAGAAAGCCCAGAAGAAAAAGUAACCAUCAAGCUUCCUCGGAAGCUCGCAGACCGCCGGCUGGUGCCCGGGGACGAGUGUCUCCUCCGCGAGGGGGCCCUCCGACAGGACGCAGUACGCCGCGGCUGCUCCAAUCAACUCAUACUCGGCUAAUAAUAAUAAUACAAAAAGUGAAAAGAUGUUGUGCUUACCCCCGUUACAUUAUCCGGUAGUAUUGAAUCCGCGCAUCUAUCCGAAUUUGCACAUUCAGUUCACCCAUGCCCCGCGCACACCCCACAUAUGCUAGGUAGAUUCUUACGUUUUUACUUAAUUCUUUACAUUGACGAAUAUGUGUCCAAUUACAGGUUAAAAAACAAAACAAUUCAAAAAAACGUAAAAGAACAAAAAAAGACAAAAAAAAAAAAGAAAAGAAAAAAGAACAAUACUCAGUUCCCUUGAACUCUGUGUAGUUAGGUUUUUCAAUUAAAUGUAACAACACACAUACACACACACAACCACACGGACACACAGACAACCAGAUGAAACAGAAACGGGAUGACGGGUCGUGUGAUCGUGGCAGCUUAACAGCGUGAAACGAAACACGAGGCAGCAGCUGGGCCACGAAUCUCAGCUAAGUUUUUUUUUUUCUCCACGCCACCAUUAUCGAUUCGACGACACGCUUUCUAUUCUUCGCCAUCUUCUGAGUUCUACGAGAGGAGAAACGCGUAGUACAUCCAUACGACACACACACGCACACACAUACAUACACACACACACAUACACGCACGCAUACGCAGACUUCCGUAAUACCUGGACGAGAAAAGCCGAUUUAUCCUGAGAAGCGAUCCGACACAUUGGACACAUAAAUAAAGAAAAGGGUGUGACCCGCUGCUGCCUCGCCAUCCCUGACUUUUUAAUCUUCUUUUCGAAGGAUUCGUUAAGGCUGAUUUGUUCAAAGACUUGGUUGCCUCGCUGCGAAUAAUUUUAUUAUUUGUAUAAGAAAUGUAUUUAUCUCUAGUUAGGGAUACAAUUAGACUGUGCUCCCAAUAUAUCCCUUUCGCGGCUCGGGAGAAACUCGCCCGCGAUCGAGGCGGUCACCAGGCUGACCUUGAACUCGUCGGCGAGUUUCGCCUCGCGAGUUGCCCGUGUUAAUCUCGGUACCCCUGAUAGACGCGUUCUACAAUUGUUUUUGACCCUUAGCCAGUAUUACGUUGAUGUAAUAAAAAAAAAAAAAAUUUUAA
Messenger RNA from Frieseomelitta varia, 3012 nucleotides. It is a transcript of the gene Ef-1a-f1, whose product is annotated as elongation factor 1-alpha. Gene Ontology annotation, molecular function: GTP binding; GTPase activity; translation elongation factor activity. Gene Ontology annotation, biological process: translational elongation; translation. The record is from RefSeq and is a predicted model, not a curated record. NCBI's taxonomy places the organism in Eukaryota, Metazoa, Arthropoda, Insecta, Hymenoptera, Apidae. The transcript is spliced from 4 exons. The coding region runs from base 432 to 1817 and encodes 461 amino acids.